AUGAACGAAAAUAUAAAAGUUUUUUUAAGAAUUAAACCUAAUGUUGAAAAUUUUUCUAAACUAAAAGAUGACGAAUGUGCAAUUUAUAAAGUAAAAAAUAAUCAACUACUUUUAUUCGAAAAUAAAAAAAGUUAUAAUGACAUGAGUGAAAUUAUAACAAAAACUUUUAAUUUUAAUCAUAUUUUCGAUGUUCAUAAUAAUCAAAAUGAUAUUUUCCAAUUAAUUGGGAAAAAUCUCAUAAACAAUUUUAUAAAUGGAUAUAAUAGCUCAAUAUUAGCAUAUGGAAAUACAAAUAGUGGAAAGACCUAUACAUUAUAUGGAGAUAGAACCAAUUCAGAGAGUAUAGAAAAUAAUGGACUAAUUUAUUAUUCUUUAAACUAUUUUUUUCAACUACAAAAUACAAAUAAGAAUAUGGAAAUUUCUAUAUCCGUUGUAGAAAUUUAUCUGGAAAAAACAAGAGAUUUGGGAAAAAUUUUUCAACUAUCUCAAUUAUCAACAACUACUGACGAAACAAUUAAUUACCAUUCAAAUUUUCAUGAUAAUAUUGUUAGAGAAGACAAAAAAGGAAAUACCUACGUGGAAAACAUUACACUCCUUCCAGUGAAAAAUAUUGAAGAUGUUAAGAAUAUUAUUAAUUUAUGUUUUAAAUAUAGGAAAACUUACGCAACAAAAAAAAAUUUAGUAUCCUCUAGGUCCCAUUGUCUUUUAACUGUUUAUCAGCACAAGAUAUCCAAGGAAAGAGAAUUUUUCUCUCAAAUUAAUUUUAUCGAUUUAGCUGGUUCCGAAAAAUUUAACGAUAUAAAAAUGAUCAAUAAAAAAGAGCUUAUCAAUAUCAACAAUACAUUGUCUGUUUUAAAUCGAGUCAUUAUCUCAUUAAGCACCAAAAAUAAAAUAGCCAAAAAUAUAAAUAGAACAAAGACAAAUGACAAAUUUAAAAACGACAUCGAAAAUUCCUAUAAUGUACAUAUUCCAUAUAGAGAUUCCAAAUUGACAAGGCUUUUAAAAAAUAGCCUUAAUGGAAACUCAUUUAUGUACAUUUUAAUUUGCUUAAAUCCGAAUUGUCAUAAAAUAGAAGACUUUAUAAAUAGCUUAAUAUUUUCAAAGAGGUGUAAAAUGAUAAAACAAAAAAUAACAAAAAACAAAAUAAGUAGCAAUUCAACAAAUUCAGAUAAUAAUAAAAGUCUUUCAUCUGAAGAAGAAUAUGAAAGUUUUGAUUCAAAUUUUGAGAAUCUUCAAUUUUUAAAAAAAAAUAAUAACAAUGAUAAUAAAAACAAUGAUACUCUUAUUAACUCCAAUAAUUAUAUUUAUAAUUUAAAAAAAAAAAAUAUAAAAUUCAAAAUAAUAAACCAUACUAGCGAUAUGAUGAUAAAUAAACUCAUGGAAUUAUUUACAAGCAUAAUCAGACAUAAAUAUAAUAACUUAAUUAAAAAAAAAAAUGAUAUAAUUAACAAUUUAAUCAAAGUUGUUAAGGCAGAGGAAAAUAAUAAAGAGCAAUUAAAAAAUAAUCAUAAUUAUUUAAUAAAUCUUUUAAAAAAAAAAAAAAGUAAAUUAAAUAAAAAUACACAAUAUUUAAACGACAUCAUAUAUUCUAACCAAAAAGAAUCUAAUACUAAAAACGAUUCUACUAUUGCCCAAAAUUAUAUUAAUAAUAAUCAAAAUGUAAAAGACUUAGAAAAAAAAAAUAAUACUCCCCUUAGUCUAAAUAAUUUCAAUGCUGCCUCAUCUAUGUCUUACCAAAAUGUGGAAAAUUAUUCAUCUUGCGUUAAAAUCGAAGAAAACCAUUUUUUGCCCAUUUCCAAAAGUAUAUCAAUAAAAAAAACGGAUAGAAUUAUACAAUAUACUAACAUAGCCACGUCCCCGAUUCAUACCAACACAGCCACAUCCCCAAUUCAUGCAAAUAUAGCCACGUCCCCGAUUCAUGCCAACAUAGCCACAUCCCCAAUUCAUAUCAAUACCGAUAUAACCACUCCAAACACAUCAUACUUAUAUGAAAACAUGAACCAAAAGAAAAAACAAAUCGAAGAGGUUUACACAGAUAUUAGUAAAAUAUUCGAAAUGGAGACUAACAAAUUAAAGGAUAAAAUUAAUAUUAUUUUAAAAUUAAAUUAUUUAAAUGUAAUAUUAUUUAAAAAUACUCAAGUGUUAGCAAAUAUUUUAAAAAAUGUAUACAAUAAUAAAUACAGUUUAAUACUAAAAAAUGGGAAAAAAAGUCUAAAUAUUACAAAUUACAAUUAUGAAAAAUUAAAACAAACAUAUGACACAAUUACUAUAGGUACGCAGUUAAGUAAUCUGCAAGAUGAAAAUUGUUCUUUAAAAAAUAUAAAUAAAAAUAUUGUUUCUAUAUAUCAACAAAUAAAUGAAAAAUAUAAUCAAAACCUUAUCUCAAAGGAAAUUUGA
Molecule: messenger RNA, 2397 nt
Organism: Plasmodium yoelii
Lineage: Eukaryota; Apicomplexa; Aconoidasida; Haemosporida; Plasmodiidae
Product: kinesin-like protein, putative
Exons: 9
Coding region: 1-2397 (798 amino acids)
Biological process (GO): microtubule-based movement
Cellular component (GO): microtubule; kinesin complex
Molecular function (GO): ATP binding; microtubule binding; ATP hydrolysis activity
Source: RefSeq, a predicted model, not a curated record